UCGAGAGGGCAGAACGAGUCACUACUCGGUUCCUCCCCUUCCCAAAACCGACACAAAAAAAAAACUACAAAAUCAUCUUAUAAACGAUCGGACGGGGCUUCUGCUUCAGCUCAAGCUCUUUGCUGGACAGAAAACCUCUUGAGUGAACCGCAUGAGCUCUUAAAAGUGAAGUUUGAGUUCAGUUUUGCAGCUCUAACUCCUCCUUUUCUUUAUCUCCAUCUGCAUCACUCCAUACGUUCCCCCUCAACCCACUCCUUUAUUUCCUUCUCUCUUCAUCCACCCUUUCUUUGGGAUCAUGUGUGAUAAUGGGGAUCUGGAGGACAAGCCGCCAGCUCCGCCUGUCAGGAUGAGUAGCACAAUCUUCAGCGGUGGUGGGAAGGACCACACACUCUCUGGCAAUCACAGCACCAAGCCCCUCCCUUCGGUCCCAGAGGAGCGCAAACCUCGGAAUAAAAUCAUCUCCAUCUUCUCAGGAGCCGAGAAGGGUGGUCGAAGGAAAGACAGAGAUAAAGAAAGACCGGAGAUCUCACCGCCAUCAGAUUUCGAGCACACAAUCCAUGUGGGAUUUGAUGCGGUCACGGGGGAGUUUACGGGGAUGCCAGAGCAGUGGGCGAGGUUACUGCAGACCUCCAACAUCACCAAGUCUGAGCAGAAGAAGAACCCGCAAGCCGUUCUAGAUGUCCUCAAGUUCUACGACUCCACGGGGAACGGCAGGCAGAAGUACCUCAGCUUCUCCUCAGAGAAGGAUGGAUUUCCCUCUGGUGAACAAUCGCCUGUCAAAAAAACACCAGAGUCUUCAUCUCCAAUCAAAACCGUUGAUGACGAUGAGGAAGAUGACGACGAGGAGACACCACCGCCUGUUGUUGCACCUCGACCAGAACACACCAAGAGUAUGUUGACUCGACCAUCUGUCAUCGACCCCAUCCCUCCCCCCAUGACCUCUCCGGACAGUGAGGUUGCAUCGAAGGCUGCCGACCGACAGAGACCCAAAAAGGGCAAAAUGACCGACGAGGAGAUCAUGGACAAGCUGAGAACCAUAGUCAGUAUUGGGGAUCCAAAAAAAAAAUAUACACGAUACGAGAAGAUCGGACAAGGAGCUUCAGGAACAGUGUUCACUGCCAUCGAUGUUGCCACUGGACAGGAGGUGGCCAUUAAACAGAUCAACCUGCAAAAACAGCCCAAGAAAGAGCUCAUUAUCAAUGAAAUACUUGUCAUGAAGGAGCUAAAGAAUCCAAACAUCGUAAACUUCGUAGACAGUUUUCUGGAUGGGGAGGAGCUUUUCGUAGUGAUGGAAUACUUGGCUGGCGGUUCGCUUACAGAUGUGGUAACUGAGACAUGUAUGGACGAGGCCCAGAUUGCUGCUGUAUGUCGAGAGUGUUUGCAAGCACUGGAAUUUCUGCACGCUAAUCAAGUCAUUCAUCGAGACAUCAAGAGUGACAACGUGCUUCUGGGAAUGGAUGGAUCUGUCAAGCUCACGGACUUUGGAUUCUGUGCUCAGAUCACCCCUGAACAGAGUAAGAGAAGCACAAUGGUGGGUACGCCAUAUUGGAUGGCUCCAGAAGUCGUGACACGCAAAGCCUACGGACCCAAAGUCGACAUCUGGUCCCUGGGCAUCAUGGCUAUUGAGAUGGUGGAGGGAGAACCACCGUACCUCAAUGAGAAUCCACUGAGGGCGCUCUAUCUGAUUGCCACCAAUGGAACUCCAGAAUUGCAGAGUCCUGAAAAGCUGUCGCCGAUUUUCCGAGACUUCCUAAGUCGCUGUCUGGAAAUGGACGUAGAUAAGAGGGGUGGAAGCAAAGAGCUUUUGCAGCAUCCCUUCCUGAAGCUGGCCAAACCUCUCUCGAGUCUCACUCCUCUGAUUUUGGCUGCGAAGGAUGCCAUGAAGAACAACCGUUAGCCUCCCUCCCCCAAAUAAGCUGUUGCCCGCAAGGGCAGCGUACAUACAGACUGCUGAACACUCUUUAAAUCUGUGCCAGGUGUUUUUACCAGUGUGCCAGCCUUUCAACAACAUAUCAGUGUUGCCAAAACAAAACUCCAAGCAUAUCAUGUGGGUCUUUUUCCUGUUUUUAAACCUGUAUGGACCGCCGUGGUGUUAGGGGGCUUUAGAAAUCCCCAUGUCCUUGUUCCACUGUCAUUAGAUUUCUUUUGCUGUGGAACAUCGGAACUUUGCUGUUUAUUUUAUGUCUGAACUUGUCCAUUCUUUGACUUCCCUAGAUGAUCUAAUAUGUUGCCAAAUGGAUGAAUUUCAAAUCAAGCUAGAGACAUUUUGUUAGUCUUUAGGUUCAUGUAGCAAGAAUCAUGACUGAAAACUGUGUACUCCUGUUCCUAGCCCUCCUUGUAAGGGAAGAGCACCUUACCAGUACAUGCCAACUGCGAGCAGUGAAUGAUUUUUGUAGUCACUUGUGCCUUUGUUGUUAUUCCAGCAAACACCUUUAUUCUCUGUCUUAAAGUGGCAAAUGCCAUUGAACUUCCUCUAACCUGAGACGAAACUUUCAUGUGAUGAAAUGUGUAUAUUGUGUACUUAGAAGCGUAGCAUUACAAUUGAUGUAGUUAACCAAAAACAGGAUGCGUAGAUUUGAUAAAUGUUUGUGUACAUGAACACUUUGUUUGUUGUUUUAGUAACUAACCGUUUAUUAUGAAGUUAAUGCAGUUGUUGAUAUGUCAUGAUGUAAGAAUUGAUAACUAUUUUUAUGCUUUUCAGUCACUUGUUUUGCAAGUAAAAGUCGGAUUCCUGUAACUUUGUUGAACAAUACAGUCAUUGCAACAUUG
Xyrauchen texanus (razorback sucker) is the source of this 2769-nucleotide messenger RNA. RefSeq names its product serine/threonine-protein kinase PAK 2-like. The record is from RefSeq and is a predicted model, not a curated record. Gene Ontology annotation, molecular function: protein serine/threonine kinase activity; ATP binding. Bases 296 to 1897 code for a protein of 533 amino acids. Gene Ontology annotation, cellular component: cytoplasm. NCBI's taxonomy places the organism in Eukaryota, Metazoa, Chordata, Actinopteri, Cypriniformes, Catostomidae. Gene Ontology annotation, biological process: protein phosphorylation; regulation of axonogenesis; intracellular signal transduction. The transcript is spliced from 15 exons.